Messenger RNA from Pyricularia grisea, 318 nucleotides. RefSeq lists its product as uncharacterized. Bases 1 to 318 code for a protein of 105 amino acids. The record is from RefSeq and is a predicted model, not a curated record. Lineage: Eukaryota; Fungi; Ascomycota; Sordariomycetes; Magnaporthales; Pyriculariaceae. The transcript has a single exon.
AUGGGUUGCUGUCUCUCUACCGGCAGGAAGAAGAUCCCCACCGAGAAGACGAUGGGCGACGAAGACCCAUCGUAUCGAGCCCGGCACUGGCUCGAGCCCCAAUACAACGGCCGCGACCCCGAGGCCACCUACGCCGAGUUCCUCGAGAGGUUCGACGACGAGGAGCCCGACCGCCGCCGACAGCUUGCAGCCAGGGACAAGACUCGCUGGAAGACGUACCCGAACGGGGAGCGGCAGUACAUCAAUCGCACCCAGCCGAGGACGGCAAUCCGCCAGACCUACAAGAGCGAGGACUCAAAGAUGAAAACAUACGCCUAA